This is a messenger RNA of Micromonas commoda, 710 nucleotides long. RefSeq lists its product with no specific name. The coding region runs from base 29 to 532 and encodes 167 amino acids. Lineage: Eukaryota; Viridiplantae; Chlorophyta; Mamiellophyceae; Mamiellales; Mamiellaceae. The transcript has a single exon. The record is from RefSeq and is a predicted model, not a curated record.
CGCGCGCAUCGACACCCACUCGCGAUCCAUGGGCAAGGGAUACAAGGGCAAGAACCCCGCCGGCGGCAAGGGCGGCAAGGGCGGCAAGGGCGGAUUCAACGAGCAGCCCGCGCAGAAGUGGCGCAAGGGCCAGGAGGAGUCCUCCAGCGACGAGGAGUCGGAGUCCGAGGAGGAGGGAUCGGGAUCGGAACCCGAGGGCGAGACGCAGCCCGUCGUCGAGGAGGUGAACACGCGCGGCCGGCCCGGCGAGCUGCCCCCAAACUCCAGCGACGAGGAGGAGGAGGAGGAGGAGUCCGAGUCGGAGGACGACUCCGACGACGAGCUGCUCAACCCUCACAGGCGCGCCCCGAGGCCGAAGGCGGUCGAGCCCGUCGUCGAGAAAUCGAAGAAGGAGCUCGAGGCGGACAUGGAGAAGCUGAGGCUCGUCCGCGAGAGGCGCGCGCAGCAGGCGGCCGAGCGGAUCGCGAAGGAGGGGUUCGACAGGUUCGCGCCGCCCGGAUCCGCGAACGGGCCUCCCCUCCCAAAGUCCUAAACCGACGGGAGCGAAACCCAGAGCCCGAUCGCUUCGACGCAACCCUAGGGGCGAAUGGAAGAGCGCCGGCGACGGGCGGAGAGGCGAACUCCGCGCCGCCGCCGGCCGCGUGGCUCCGGUGACACGCGUCGCGAUGCGAGUUACGAUGGCUCUCUUUUAUCCUGAUGUUACAUCGACG